Molecule: messenger RNA, 1603 nt
Organism: Blastomyces dermatitidis ER-3
Lineage: Eukaryota; Fungi; Ascomycota; Eurotiomycetes; Onygenales; Ajellomycetaceae
Exons: 2
Coding region: 674-1174 (166 amino acids)
Biological process (GO): mitochondrial respiratory chain complex IV assembly
Cellular component (GO): mitochondrial matrix
Source: RefSeq, a predicted model, not a curated record
UUCAACUACCAAAAAGGCUUCCGUCCUGCUCUCUCGCGUCGCUGUGCCUAGGUAUAUCUACUGACCAAGGCAAGAUAGACACAUAAACUCUAAAUCACGUAUCUAACGAGAUUUUUUGCAAACUACAAGUGUUUCUAAAGAGGUAUUGGAGUGGAGCAGGAGAGAGAUCCGGGUUGAUAUUGCAAGGUUUAUCUCUCCAGAGACUGGGAACCGCCCACAGAUAUCCAUGGAAAUAAUCUUUGGCUGGGGUCCUGCCACUUGUCUGUUCAUUUCGAGAACGAUCUCCAGCCCCGGGAGAGGUUCCUCGGCCAAGUCCGCCAAGUCUUUAACCACGUGAGAAAAUAAUCUGCGUGGUUUGAUUGGCCAUCGACAUGACAUAAUUCCCGGCCGCCAGAUCCCGCUCACACACUUUUCGGGAUUGCUGAUAUUAGGCGCAAAAGAGGGCUACCAGUGUCCGAUCGCGCCAUUGAACAGUAUGCCGAUCUAAGAAAUCCCGUCCGGACAGCCUAAUGGAUUUAAAGGGAUAACAGAAAACGAACAAAAGAAAGGCAUUUCGUACUAGCUGGGCUCCUCUCACGUCCCUCCCUCCCCACGGCCCCAUGACGUCUACGCCCCUUUUGACAUUACAAUAACAAGGACGAAGUAACCUAUUGGGCAAAUUCCCUUUCCAACAAUGCCUCCUCAUCUCCAUCCGCGGUCACGCUCGACCGUCUCCCUCUUCACACUUACCCUCAUGUCGUCUCUCGUCAUUGUGGGCAUACCACAUCUCUUCCCCUGCCCCGUGCCACGACACGCAUACGCCGACUCCGAAAUGAUCAUGUCCGCCGAUGGACAGCAGAAGAUGGUACGGAAACGAAGAAGAAAGCCUGUUGAAGCCCAGCCGGCCGGUGAAAGUGAUGUGAAUUCAACUAUGAUAAAUACCACCCCACCUCGCACGAUGAAGCCGGGGUAUUCGUCACGACGCCAACAAGAGGGACUUUUAGAUGAUGACAUUGUGAAAUUCCGGCAGAUGGAAGAGGAGGCAAGGAAUUUACAGAAUGUUAAGAGGGAAUGCCCCGUGCCGAAGCCCGGGGGUAUGGUUGGGGAGCUGCUGGGUUUUAAGAAUCAAGAUCAGGGGAGAGGGAGAGAUGGGAUCCCAAGAGCGGACAUUCCGGGGCGGGGGAACGGGUCUUGAAUAUUUGAUUUAUUAAAAAAAAAAUUCAUUGCAGGCAGGAGGAAGGAUACUGUAACAUAUAGACAUCGCGAUAUGCGGGAUUGCAUGUGGACCCUUGGAUAUGUCUUUAUAUGGCUUUGUUGGGCUUAUUCUCUGCUCGUGUCUUUAUUUAUUUCGACCUUGAAAUGGUGAAUGGGUAAACAUGGAUUGUAUAGUUAAACAUUUACAUUGUAUAUUAAUAUUGCAUUUACUGGGGACUGGAAGCCAUGCAAGAACUCGAAAAGGCACGGUAUUUUUUCCCCACUCUCUCACUCAUCAGUGAUUCUUCAUCUCUAACCAAGCCCGCCCUACUGGUGAUUUUUAUAUACUUAGACAUUGCCUCCACCAAUCUGCAUCGACCCUAGCUUCUAUUUUUAGAGUUCCCAACCAAAACUUGAAAAUUUUGUGAAC